Molecule: messenger RNA, 2037 nt
Organism: Anopheles maculipalpis
Lineage: Eukaryota; Metazoa; Arthropoda; Insecta; Diptera; Culicidae
Product: arginine/serine-rich coiled-coil protein 2
Exons: 5
Coding region: 34-2037 (667 amino acids)
Source: RefSeq, a predicted model, not a curated record
CUGUCCCGAACGUCCUAGUCGUGAGAUAACAUCAUGGACUUUCUACGUAACUACGAAGCGGACGAGCAGGAGGAAGAAUCAGACGAUAGGGAAUCGAAUCGGGAACAGACCGCGUCACCGACCGGUUCAUCGAGCUCUUCCUCCACGACGGCCGGAACGCCCGACAGGAGUGGCCACGGCAAACCAUCUACUACUGCACGCCGUAAGGAUGAAAAGCAUGACGAUAAGAAGAAGGAUGAUAAGAACCUCCAGCACAAAUCGCGCAAGGAUCAGCAUGAGAACUCUUCGUCAUCGAACGAUAAUCACCGCUCGCGAUCCUCUUCGCGCUCGACGGACGGUUCUGGUUCCAAGUCUAGAUCGCGCAGCCCAUCGCCAGCAUCAUCGCGUACCAAAUCGAAUGGUGCCGAUGCUCAAAAAUCGGCACAGAAAACAUCUUCGGCUAGCAAGGAUAGCAAAGACAGACAAUCGAGAUCACCGGUAGGUCCUCAGCGUCGUAGUACAGGUUCAAUACCACACACAGGUGGCACCAGCAGUAGCAAUAAGAGCCCUGCGAAAGCAGAGCCUAAGGAUAGAAGAAAAUCUUCCCCACCGAGAAAGGAAGCUAGCAGACGUAAUCGAAGCACUUCCCGUGACCGUGAUCGUAAAAAUCGUGAUAAGGAACGUGAUCGUACGCGGGAGCGUGAACGCGAACAGCGCAAUCGUGAGCGGGAACGCGAUCGAGAUCGUGAGCGGGAGCGGGAAAAGAAUCGCCAAAAGGAUCGUGAUCGUACACGUGAUCGGGAACGGGAAAGAGAACGGGAACGGGACAGAGACCGGGAACGCAAUCGUCAUGAACGGGGAGCGGCUCGCGAUUCUCGUGGCGAUUAUCGAGAUCAACGUCGAGGAGGAGGCAAUUGGAGCAAAUCCAAUGAUCGAGACAAUAACCGACGUGACUCUCGUGGAUACGAUCGUAAGGAUAAACGAAGCGGUCGAGAUUACGACAAGGACCACCGUAGGAGUCGUCGCUCAAACUCACGCGAAUCACGCAAUCGUCGACGUCACUCGUCGAUGACUCGGGAUUCCCGCUCUAAAUCCCGUUCGCGAUCGCGAUCGCGAUCCUGCAGCAAAUCUUCACCACCGCGUGCCAGUCAGCAGCAACAAACACCAACGUCACACCCUUCCUAUGCUGGCGGGCUGCUUCCCACACCACCUAGCAGAUUUACACAAAAUACAACCCCAUUGUUACCUACUCCGCCUGUCCCUCAGUCACUGUUGGGAAUCCCUUCGGUACUACCUUCCUCAACUGCAGGCAUACCGUCCUUGAUGAGCAUCCCAACGAAACCUCCGAUCGGUUCGCUUAUCCCUCCAGCCGUCGCGGCCAAACUAAAUCUCUCGAACGAGGCUAAAACUGGCCAGCUUGGUCUACCAGUCUCUCAAACACCUGUUCAAGAUCCAACCGUCGCAAGCAUGCUACUGUCCCGUAGCGCAUUGCUGCGUAAUACCGCAAAAGCAGCACAGCUAGAAAAGAUGGGCAUCGAUGUGCUGCAACAGAACCAGAAAGCAGUCGACAGUGUACCGCUCCCGUCGUACUACAAUCCGGGCGUUGUGAAUCCGGUCCGAUAUGCCGAUCAGGUGCAAAAGCGCAAACUGCUCUGGAGCCACAAAACAAACGAAAGCAAGGAGGUAUCGUCGAACAUUAGCAAAUGGGAACAGGCCAAGUUUGCCCAGGACACAGAUGGACGGGUAGCGUCGAAAUUUCUCCGACUGAUGGGUGUAAAGGAUCCGAAGCCGGGCGAAGAAUCGACAUCACCGCCACCAACCGCAGCGGGCACAUCUUCGUCAUCAUCACUCACGGCCACAGCUAGAUCGAGUGGCAGUGCUGGUGGUACGGCAGGAACUGGUGGCACAUCAAACGGGGGCAAAGCAUCGGGAGAUAGUAUUAAGAAGCAGGAAGAACUGUUCUCAACAAUGGAACAGCAGUACGAAGUGGCGCGCCAGGUGACUCAUACGAUGCGCGGCGUUGGGCUUGGAUUUAGCUCCCAAGCUCGUCAGUUCUAA